Ictalurus furcatus (blue catfish) is the source of this 497-nucleotide messenger RNA. RefSeq names its product chromobox protein homolog 2-like. The annotation marks the transcript as partial. The record is from RefSeq and is a predicted model, not a curated record. Lineage: Eukaryota; Metazoa; Chordata; Actinopteri; Siluriformes; Ictaluridae. The transcript has a single exon.
AGAACACCCUAACUACCAACCAGGCGAUCGGGUAUGGUUGUCCACAAAAGACUUGAGACAAGCUCACGGCUGUAAAAAACUAGCGCCACGAUAUACUGGACCAUUCAAGAUCCUCAAGCGGGUCAAUGAAGUCACCUACCGUCUGGAACUGCCACGACACAGCCGCAUCCCCCCUUCAUUCCACGUAUCACGUCUCAAACCUUAACGGUCCUCUAGCCACCGAAGUACCAGCUGAAACUCCUCCGAACCCUCUGGAGAUUGAUGGACAACCGGCUUACCGCGUCAGGAACAUCCUCAAAUCUAGACGCAGGAGGGGCAAGCUGGAGUAUUUGGUCGAGUGGGAAGGUUACGGACCUGAGGAACAGUGCUGGGUUCCCAAGCAGGAUAUACUGGAUCCACAGCUCACCAAGGACUUUCAUGUCACUCAUCCUCAUCUCCCAGGCCCACGACCCCGGGGGAGGCCAAGAAAGAACUCUGCUCCCGGAGUGAGCCCUUUG